Molecule: messenger RNA, 1878 nt
Organism: Anguilla anguilla (European eel)
Lineage: Eukaryota; Metazoa; Chordata; Actinopteri; Anguilliformes; Anguillidae
Gene: wnt4b
Product: wingless-type MMTV integration site family, member 4b
Exons: 9
Coding region: 799-1878 (359 amino acids)
Biological process (GO): cell fate commitment; canonical Wnt signaling pathway; neuron differentiation
Cellular component (GO): extracellular region
Molecular function (GO): frizzled binding; cytokine activity
Source: RefSeq, a predicted model, not a curated record
CACUCUUCCUCCCUAUCUCUACUGGACUGACCUACACCCAAUUUUAUUUGGGGAAGAGCAAGCAGGAACUCUACCAGGCGGAACUAACAAUGCUUUCUGCAUAUACAUCGGCUCAACUUAAAAAGGAUUAAAAAAGAGACAUAUCUUUGUAAUACCUUUAAAUGCACAAAGGAUUGUGCACUAAAGCUAAGAUUCUGGUUAUUGGCAUAUAAUAUAUGUUAUAAUUCAGUAUCCAUAAAUAGAGAUCUGAAGGCCAUGAGAGUGAAGGAGAGGGAGAGAGAGCAGUAGACAAAAGAAAAGUUUAAUAGAAACAGUAACAUUGCUUAAGCAAUUAAUAUUUCAUUAUUCAUUUGCAAACUAGUUGUAAGUAUCAAUACUCUCUUAUUUACAAUUUUGUAUUGAUGUGAAAACACUUGUAUAUACAUUUAUAUCUUUUUUCUUUUCGGCAGUUAUUACUAUAAUCUUUUUAUCUAAAUCAGUAAUAAUCCAUGUAGUCCAUUAUUCUACCAAACAGAUAAACAAGCGAAUAGUCUUUCUAAUAUUCAUAAUAGGAAAAUCAGAUCGAUCCCUGGAGAGAUUUUGUUUCGUGCAGCCUAAUAUAUGGACAGAACUGGACAAUGGAAUGAAUGAUAUGAGGGGAUCAUCCCCAAGCGAGCAACAGAAAGAUAAGCUCAGACAGACAGACAGAAGGACAGACACGUGCAGGUCACCUGACACCAAGAACCGAUAGACGGCAGCCAGGCAGCCUGCCUCACACAAAGACCUGCACACACAAGAGACGGACAGACAGACAGUCUGAUGCCAACUGUCUCUACUGUGAAUCUCACGGGACAACUCCUCCUCCUGCUGUUGCUAUGGGCAACCCACCCUACCGUGGCAACCAACUGGCUGUCGCUGGCCAGGAUGCCACGCUCGCGCCCCGUGUCGGGAGCCGCCCCCUGCGGCCGGCUCCGGGGGCUGUCCGUGGGGCAGGUGGGGGUGUGCAGGGCCAGGGGCGAGGUCAUGGAGUCGGUACGCAGGGCAGCCGAAAUGGUGAUAGAAGAGUGCCAGCACCAGUUCCGUAAUCGCAGGUGGAACUGCUCCACGACGGCCCGUGGAGUCAACGUGUUUGGGAGAGUCAUGACCCAGGGUACGCGGGAGGCCGCUUUUGUGCACGCCCUGUCCUCAGCUGCCGUGGCCGUCGCCGUGACGAGGGGUUGCAGUCGUGGGGAGCUGGAGAGGUGCGGCUGUGACCGGAAGGUCAGGGGUGUCAGUCCCGAGGGUUUCCAGUGGUCCGGCUGCUCAGACAACCUGUCCUACGGGGUGGCCUUUUCCCAAACAUUCGUGGACGAACCGGAGCGUGCCAAGGGGCUGUCGCUAGGGCGACCACUCAUGAACAUCCACAACAACGAGGCUGGGAGGAAGGCCAUCCUCCACAACAUGCAGGUGGAGUGUAAGUGCCACGGGGUCUCCGGCUCCUGUGAGCUGAGGACCUGCUGGAAGGUGAUGCCGCCGUUCCGCCGCGUGGGGGCGGUGCUGAAGGAGCGCUUCGACGGGGCCACCGAGGUGCGCCUCUCCCGAGUGGGCUCCAGGACAGCCCUGCUCCCCCGCGACCCCCUGGUGAAGCCCCCGGCGGCCCGGGACCUGGUGUACCUCGCCGCCUCCCCGGACUUCUGCCGCCUCGACCCCGACAACGGGAUCCCUGGCACCGCCGGCCGUCGCUGCAACGGCACCUCCCGACUGGCGCCGGACGGGUGCGAGCUGGUGUGCUGCGGGCCCGGGUUUCGGGCGGGCCGGGCGGAGGUGGUGCAGCGCUGCUCCUGCAAGUUCUCCUGGUGCUGCUCAGUCCGCUGCCAACAGUGCAAGAACACUGUACUAAUCCACACCUGUAAAGAAUGA